This is a messenger RNA of Macroventuria anomochaeta, 1443 nucleotides long. RefSeq names its product glycogen synthase kinase-like protein-3 beta. Gene Ontology annotation, molecular function: protein serine/threonine kinase activity; protein serine/threonine/tyrosine kinase activity; ATP binding. The transcript has 7 exons. The coding region runs from base 222 to 1409 and encodes 395 amino acids. Gene Ontology annotation, biological process: protein phosphorylation; signal transduction. The record is from RefSeq and is a predicted model, not a curated record. Gene Ontology annotation, cellular component: cytoplasm. Lineage: Eukaryota; Fungi; Ascomycota; Dothideomycetes; Pleosporales; Didymellaceae.
CACCUAGCACCUGCCACUUCGCCAACCGCGAGGGUCAACCACGCACACGGAGCACACUCCACCUCCACUCCACCUUGCGCCUACAACACCCUCGCCCACUACGGAUCUACUCAUCCACGCCCGCUCCUCCGCCCACACUCUCCUCAGCUACAGCCCGCCCUAUUCUCGAUAGCAGUCCGCGCACGCUUGCCGGAUAACCCCUCGUUGCAGCCCCCCAAACAAUGAGCCAGAACCGGCCAUCGGCCUUCUCCAGUCUGAGAAUGGGAGAAGUCAUCCGCGAGAAGGUCCAGGACGGCGAAACUGGCGAGUACAAGGACCUCGCAUACACGCAAUGCAAGAUUGUUGGUAACGGCUCCUUCGGUGUCGUCUUCCAGACCAAGCUCUCGCCAAGUGGAGAGGAUGCAGCCAUCAAGCGGGUGCUGCAAGACAAGCGAUUCAAGAACCGUGAGCUGCAGAUUAUGCGCAUUGUCAGGCACCCCAACAUCGUCGAACUCAAGGCCUUCUUCUACAACAAUGGCGAACGGGACGAGGUCUAUUUGAAUCUCGUGCUCGAGUUCGUCCCCGAGACCGUUUACCGCGCUUCGCGCUACUUCAACAAGAUGAAGACGGUUAUGCCCAUCCUCGAGGUCAAGCUCUACAUUUACCAGCUGUUCCGUUCUCUCGCCUACAUUCACUCGCAAGGGAUCUGCCACAGGGACAUUAAGCCCCAAAACCUGCUUUUGGACCCUGCAUCUGGCAUUCUGAAGCUGUGCGAUUUUGGUAGCGCAAAGAUUCUGGUGGAGAAUGAGCCCAAUGUGUCGUACAUUUGCUCCAGAUACUACCGUGCACCCGAAUUGAUCUUUGGCGCGACAAACUACACCACGAAGAUCGAUGUAUGGUCGACCGGUUGUGUCAUGGCUGAGCUCAUGCUUGGACAACCACUGUUCCCUGGUGAGUCUGGUAUCGACCAGCUCGUUGAAAUCAUCAAGGUCCUCGGUACCCCCACACGAGACCAGAUUCGCACCAUGAACCCCAACUACAUGGAGCACAAAUUCCCUCAGAUCAAGCCGCAUCCGUUCAACAAGGUCUUCCGCAAAGCUGAUCCGAAUGCCAUCGACUUGAUCUCAAAGUUGCUGGAGUACACACCCACACAGCGCCUGUCUGCCAUCGAUGCUAUGGUGCACCCCUUCUUUGACGAGCUGAGGGACCCCAACACACGUCUGCCCGACUCUCGUCACCCCAACGGUGCUGUACGGGAUCUACCAAACCUCUACAACUUCAACCACCACGAACUCUCGAUCGCACCUCACCUCAACCAACAGCUUGUUCCUCAUCACAUUCGUGCCACACUGGCCUCGCGCGGCCUAGACUUCGAGUCGCCCGACUUCAAGCCAUUAACGAAGGACCAGAUGAUGGCGAGACUAGAUUAAGAGUCUUUGCACCUCUUAUGCGAAACGAUACCAU